UUUGGAGAUCGGUCUCUCUCUCUCUCUCUGUGACCUGACCCGAGGCUGCAGUUUCCAGGUGAUGCCCUGUGAAGGAGAAGGUUCUGCUCUCAGUGGGAGUGAGUCCCUGAGUGUCUGUGUUUGUGGACUGGAAUUCAGCGGCUUCACAAAAUCCCACCAGAAUGAGGAGGCGAUUCGGCAGAAGAGCAUCACUGGGGGUCAUCAAAGGGUUGGACAUCUUCCCCAAAGUGCCUGAAGUCUGUGUGGAAACCACUGCCACUGGGGGUACAGUUUCUCUCCUCGUGUUUGUGCUCAUCGCCAUCUUGACAAUUGGAGAAUCGUUAUAUUAUUGUAACAGUUGGAUUAAGUACAACUAUGUGGUCGACACGAGUAUUCAGAGUAAACUUCAAAUAAACAUUGAUCUCACAGUGGCCAUGAAAUGUGACUAUAUAGGAGCAGACAUCCUUGAUCUCUCAGACACAGUAGUGGAAGAUUCAGAGGAUCUGCACUAUGAGCCUACGCAAUUCGAACUCACACCUGAGGAGAAAGACUGGUACGGGACUCGUCAGGACAUUCAUGAAAAGCUACAGGAAGAACAUAACCUGCUGGAUUAUCUCAUAAAGUCAUCAUUUGAAGAAAAUCGCAAAACAAAGGCUCCGAGGAAAUCCAUAGAUGUCAACUCCACAGAACCUCCCAAUGCGUGCAGAGUGUAUGGUUCAAUCUACGUGAACAAAGUAGCAGGAAACUUCCAUGUUCUGUCUGGAAAGUCGUAUGAGCUUCCCAUUGGCCAUGCACACGUGAUUGCUGUAAGGAAUCCCAAAGUCUAUAAUUUCUCCCAUCGAAUCGAUGAUUUCUCAUUUGGAGUGUCUAGCCCCGGGUUAAUCAAUCCACUAGAUGGUAGUGUGAAAAUAACUGAAUCAAAUCUACAUAUGUUCCAAUACUUCCUUGUGCUCGUGCCAACUGAAGUAAAUACCUAUAGUUUCUCUACCAGUACUCAUCAGUAUUCCGUCACAGAAAAGGAACAAACACUAACCGAGAUGAAAAAGGGUCAUGGAAUACCAGGCAUCUUUUUAAAGUAUGAUAUCAGCCCUCUGAAGGUCAUCAUCUCUGAAGAAGGAAUGUCCACCCGCCAACUCCUCAUUCGACUUUGUGGCAUAAUUGGUGGAAUCUUCUCUACGGCAGGACUUCUGCACAACAUAAGUGGGUUCAUCGUUAACCUUAUUGGCUGCAUAUGCAAAAGAGAAAACCACUGUAAAAGGAUGACCAGUUCUGCUCCAACCAGAUAACAUGAACCAUUGAAUAUUCACAACAUUCUUGUAGCUUUGCUGUACAGUGAAAUAUUAGCCAUUGGAUGAUGUGCAAGAUAUUGAAAAGGCAGCAUAGCAUGGGUUCCACAAUGUGGGGGAGGGAAAAGCAUAAAUAUGUCAUUUUAUUUAAAUAAAUACAGCAUAUUUUGGUUCUCAAAGGCA
This is a messenger RNA of Callorhinchus milii (elephant shark), 1448 nucleotides long. Its product is annotated as endoplasmic reticulum-Golgi intermediate compartment protein 2-like. NCBI's taxonomy places the organism in Eukaryota, Metazoa, Chordata, Chondrichthyes, Chimaeriformes, Callorhinchidae. Bases 162 to 1265 code for a protein of 367 amino acids. The transcript has 13 exons. The record is from RefSeq and is a predicted model, not a curated record. Gene Ontology annotation, cellular component: membrane; COPII-coated ER to Golgi transport vesicle; endoplasmic reticulum. Gene Ontology annotation, biological process: endoplasmic reticulum to Golgi vesicle-mediated transport; retrograde vesicle-mediated transport, Golgi to endoplasmic reticulum.